Molecule: messenger RNA, 1054 nt
Organism: Ricinus communis (castor bean)
Lineage: Eukaryota; Viridiplantae; Streptophyta; Magnoliopsida; Malpighiales; Euphorbiaceae
Exons: 3
Coding region: 123-776 (217 amino acids)
Source: RefSeq, a predicted model, not a curated record
UUCUUCUUCUAUUCCUUGAUCUGUCUUGAGAUUGUUUCAGCUGCAUAUACCAAACACCAACAGCAAAAAUAAUUGUACUGUCAAAUAACAAGAGGAGGGAGAGAAGGAGAGAAGAAAAAAAAAUGUUAAGUCUUGCAGUUGGGUCAUCAAUUGCCAUGGCUAAGGUCUCUACACAUUGUAGCUAUAACAAAACCUUGGUUCAGCUACCAAGCACGCAUUUUGGGUUAAAGGAAUCACAACCACCAUCUCAUCUUUCUUUCCCAACCAGACCCAUUGCCUCUUUUAAGACUGCUGUUGCCGCUAUUGACUCCAAUGAUCUCAGUUCCUCCUCCCCUAAUCCUCCUGACAAGGAACAACCCAACAAAUACUUUUUUGUUGUUGCAAAUGCAAAAUUCAUGCUGGAUGAAGAGGAGCACUUUCAGGAGCAAUUGUUUGAGCGCCUUCGAUACUAUGGAGAGCGUAACAAGGAGCAGGAUUUUUGGCUUGUUAUUGAGCCUAAAUUCUUGGAUAAAUUCCCUAAUAUUACCAGGAGGUUGAAGAGACCCGCGGUUGCUCUAGUCUCAACUAAUGGUCCAUGGAUCACGUUCAUGAAAUUAAGAUUGGACCGGGUUUUAUCUGAUAGCUAUGAAGCUGACACCAUUGAAGAAGCAUUAGCUUCGAACCCUGUUACUCUAGCGUUUGAGAAGCCAGCAAAUUGGGUAGCACCUUAUCCAAAGUAUGAGUUUGGGUGGUGGGAACCCUUCUUACCUGCUGCAUCUAAAGAAUCAAAAGUAUAGAGUACUUUCCCCUUUUCUUUUGUACUCGUUUUUGACUCCCUUCUCUCUGUUUUUUUUUUUUUUUUUUUUUUUCUUAUUUUCAAUCUUUUUUAACUAGUGAGGUAAUUUUCCAAUGUACUAGUAACUGGCAGUUUAAGCUGCUUUGAUCAGCAUACGACUAUGUGAAUUAGAUGAUUGGCUUUGUUGGUUCAUCGGUUAUAUUGCUUGUAAUCUAAAUAUUCUUGAAUUCUGAAGAGAUUGCAAUGUGCCAAUGUCUAAACAGGUACCAUUUCUGCUCU